Molecule: messenger RNA, 1552 nt
Organism: Melanaphis sacchari
Lineage: Eukaryota; Metazoa; Arthropoda; Insecta; Hemiptera; Aphididae
Product: phospholipase A1-like
Exons: 7
Coding region: 281-1489 (402 amino acids)
Molecular function (GO): lipase activity
Source: RefSeq, a predicted model, not a curated record
UUCAAUACUACGCUCACUACUCUAACAAUAACUUUGUGAUAAUAUAAUCGUUAUUUUUCGUACGUUCGUCUACGAUAUCAUAAUAGUUCUGUCGUUGAUGUUAUUUAUGCUAUUCCUCUUAUAUAUCAGUAGUUAUAUAAGCGUGCACGAGUCGCUGAAGAAGAGCACGGAUGUUCAUAAUAUAUUUUUUCUUCAAAAACAUUGUUAAAUUCCAAUCAGAAACGAUUGCCAGUAAUUUUUCAACGAAAUUUAAUAUAAAGUUUAUUAUUGUAUUAACGUCAUGAAACAGAUUGGCGAGUCCGGCGCGAUUGUCGUCUACGAAAUUGGCUUCUUUUGCAUAUUAUAUGCGUCUAUUACAUCUGGCUCACUGAAUGGCAGAGGUAGAGGACUGAUUCAAAAUGCUCUAAACAUGGGCGUUAGACAAAAUAAUAUCACCGGCCGCGACUGCGUGUAUAAGCGAGAUGCAGACGACACAUGUCCUGGAGAGGAUAUACUUUUUCAUUACUUCACGCUCAGGAACACUGGUGGAGGAGAAGAUGGGUAUUUGAAAAUGCAGAAGCAACAAAUUGAAUUCACAUCACCCGCCUGGCUACACUCGAGCGGAUGGGAUCGUUCACUGCACACGGUGUUAAUUGUGCACGGAUAUGGAGGAACAGCGCAAGAUUACUUGCCCAGUGCCGUGCUUAGAGACGCGUACUUAAAAAACGGAAAGUACAACGUGUUUAUGGUGGACUGGGGCAAAUUAUCGUUGAUCCCGUGUUACGCGGCUGCCGUUCACAAUCUCAAGCCAGUGGCCAGAUGUAUGGCGGUUAUGUUGACGCAUUUGCGAGCCGCCGGCCUGGAUGUGGACCAGCUCACGUGUGUGGGACACAGUCUUGGUGCACAUCUAUGUGGAAUUAUGGCCAAUUACCUUCCAUUUAGAAUGCACCGUAUCAUAGGCGUGGAUCCGGCGAAACCAUUAAUUCGAAAUCGGGCGUCCAGCCGAUUGGAUUCUGGAGACGCAGACGUCGUGCAGAUCAUACACGCCACGUCUAGGUACGGAGAUCUGAAGCGUAUGGGGCAUGUGGAUUUCUGUUUGAACGGAGGACACGUGCAACCAUUUUGUUUGAACGCUUCCGAUACUGAACUGUGUGGUCACACGAGAAGCGUGUGUUAUCUAGCUGAGAGUUUGGACCCAGACACCGCCCGUAAAGCGGUACCAUGUACCAGGAGAUGUUUGCAGGGGGGUGAAGGAAGUUCAAGCUUUUCGAUCGUCAACUCUUUUGGCCAAACACCGUAUGUUGUCCUAGGCCAAUAUACACCCGAUGAGGUGAACGGCGUGUACUGUGUAACCAACUCUGACGCGCCGUACUGUUCAAAAACCAGCGUUAGGGGUAGUCCGUACUGCUGUCCCCCGCCGUUUAUGGGCAAUCAACAGCCGAACGACGAUUAUAUCGAUCACACAAUACAGUUGCCCGAAGACGUGGACUACAGUAACAAUAACAACUGAAUACAUCCAUGGAAUAGAGGAGGAAAAAAUACAUUUUGGAAACACUUAAAAAAUCUUAAGACA